This is a messenger RNA of Hibiscus syriacus, 1073 nucleotides long. RefSeq names its product two-component response regulator-like APRR9. Gene Ontology annotation, molecular function: protein binding. Gene Ontology annotation, cellular component: nucleus. NCBI's taxonomy places the organism in Eukaryota, Viridiplantae, Streptophyta, Magnoliopsida, Malvales, Malvaceae. Gene Ontology annotation, biological process: regulation of flower development. The record is from RefSeq and is a predicted model, not a curated record. Bases 114 to 965 code for a protein of 283 amino acids. The transcript has 5 exons.
AAAAAUUUCUCCCUUUCAUUAAAAAAAAAGGUGAAAUUUCAUUAAGAAAAGUUGUAUUCUUUCUAAGAGAAGAUCAAGGAAAGUGUGUUUUUUCUGUUUGGUUAAAAAGAAAAAUGUAUGCAGAGACAGGGCUGUUUUUCCCUUACAUGCAGAACUUUGCUGCUCAAGAUUUCCAGCAGCUUGGAGAUUACUGUAAAACCCAGAAACCCAAUGCUUCAACGGACAACCUGAUUCCGACCUCGACGAUAUCUGAAUAUUCUCUGGGAGGAGAUGGUGAUCUGUUCAAAGCUCCAGAACCGAUCAUCGAGGAACCGGCUUUAGGCCUUGAUCCCAUGACUGCAGCCAUCUCGUUGAUCUCGUGUGGUGAAGAUGUCAUUACUUCACAAGAACUUAAGGCUGCGGACAUCGAAUCGUUUCGAAACGAUCAGCUUUUGGAGGUUCUCUAUGAGUGCGAGAAGGAUCUGAUGGCACAAGCGGCGAUCGGAACGCCGCUGGUAGAGAUCCUUGAUAUCAAGAUUCCAGUCAUGGAAACGGAUGGAAACCAAACUCAAGAAAAUGAAAUGCUCUGCGAUGUAUCGUUCUCGAAAAGUGUCAGCUCAAGUUGUUUAAGCUCGAUGGAAUGGAUGCAAGAAGCUGCAAUCAAGCCUAAUUUUCUCGAUUUCCCCGGAAUGGAUUUCGAUACCGUUUACGGGAUGAGGAGAGCGUUUAGUGAAGGAGAUAUAAAGACUCUUGGCAAUGUUAACGUGAGCGUCAUCCAUUCUCCGGUGGAGCGACCGUUAAUCUUCAGCAGCUAUUCUACCGAAGAUCGAAGAGAAAAGCUCUCGAGAUACAGGAACAAAAAGACAAAGAGGAACUUUGGAAGGAAAAUCAAGUAUGCUUGCCGGAAGGCACUUGCCGACAGUCAACCAAGGAUCCGCGGAAGGUUCGCAAGGACAGAAGAAUCCGACAACCCCAAGAGGCAGUAACUGUUUAGAUGACUUGAAUAAAAUUACCGAGCGAAGCAGGAAUGAAGUAGCUAGGACCGAUGAGACAUAUAUUAUUAGAUAGGUAAUGCUAAAUAAACCAGAAGCUAG